Drosophila grimshawi is the source of this 2193-nucleotide messenger RNA. RefSeq names its product sodium-independent sulfate anion transporter. Bases 127 to 1995 code for a protein of 622 amino acids. Gene Ontology annotation, cellular component: membrane. The record is from RefSeq and is a predicted model, not a curated record. Gene Ontology annotation, biological process: transmembrane transport. Gene Ontology annotation, molecular function: sulfate transmembrane transporter activity. The transcript has 8 exons. NCBI's taxonomy places the organism in Eukaryota, Metazoa, Arthropoda, Insecta, Diptera, Drosophilidae.
CACACUUCAAUUCUCCAACUCGUGGAGAGUAGCGUGGCGGGUGUUAUAAAUAUAAGUUAAUAAAACUUACGAAGCACUCAAGUCAAUUAAUUGCUCAAAGUGUAUCAAGACAAAAUAUUGGCAAGUAUGUGCGACUUCAACGAAGAUGAGCUCUAUCACGAAAGGUUGCCCAAUGUGUGUGGCGCUAUGGGCGCCAAGGCGCGCAACUGUUGCAGCACACAGACCGUUAAAAACAUGCUACCCAUCUGCAGCUGGCUGCCAGGGUAUAAGCUCAAAUAUCUGGCCGUUGACUUUUUGGCCGGCAUGACGGUGGGUCUAACUGCCAUCACGCAGGGUUUGGCCUAUGGCGUUGUGGCCGGUUUGCCGCCCGUUUAUGGUCUAUACUCGGCUUUUAUGGGUGGAUUCAUUUACAUUAUAUUCGGCACCUGCAAGGACAUCACAGUGGGACCCACGGCCAUUUUGUCAAUGAUGAUGUAUUCACAUUUGAAUGGCAAUCCGGAUUAUGCUGUUUUAAUGUGCUUCCUUUCCGGUUGCAUAAUUGUGGUGUUGGGUCUGCUGAAUCUCGGUGUUUUGGUGCGUUACAUUUCGGUGCCGGUGACGACGGGUUUUACGCUGGCCGCUGCACUAAAUGUGGGCAGCGGGCAGAUCAGCAAUCUCUUUGGCAUCCAAAGCAAUACGAACGGUUUUCUCGACGCGUGGAUCACGUUCUUUAGCCACAUCCAGGAGACGCGUCGCAACGACGCCAUUCUCGGCUGUUGCACCUUAAUCGUGCUGCUUCUCAUGCGGAAAUUGACUGCUUUGAAAUGUGGCCAUCGGCAGCUGUUGAGAUAUUUGGCGCUGUCUCGCAAUGUUCUGGUCGUAUUUGUGGGCAUUCUGUUGUGCUAUCUGCUCAGCCGGAAUUCGGAUGAGAUGAUAUUCCGGAUGACGGGCGCGAUUACGCCGGGUUUGCCACCGUUUCGCCUGCCGCCAUUUCAAACGGAGGAUGAUUUGGGGCAGACGGUUAGCUUUAACGGCAUGAUCUCCAAUCUGGGCGCAGCAGUGGCAACCAUACCGCUGCUCAGCAUCCUCGAGAGUAUAUCAAUUGCCAAAGCAUUCUCCAAGGGCAAAAUUGUGGAUGCAUCGCAGGAGAUGAUCGCGCUGGGUAUGUGCAAUGUGUUCAGCAGUUUCUUCUCUUCGAUGCCCAUCACUGGCUCCUUCACCCGCUCGGCGAUUAAUAAUGCGAGUGGCGUUAAGACGACACUGGGUGGCGCUUUUACCGGCAUUCUCGUCCUGAUGACCCUGGCCUUGUUGACCUCCACUUUUGCAUAUAUACCCAAGGCAACGCUGGCGGCCAUCAUCAUUGCAGCCAUGAUAUUUAUGGUCGAAUACGAUAAAAUUGCAGAGAUUUGGCGGGCAAAGAAACGUGACAUGGUGCCUUUUGUGGCCACCGCUGCUAGCUGUGUAUUCUGGUCACUGGAAUAUGGAAUGUUGGUGGGAAUCGCAGUAAAUGCCCUGUUCAUACUGGAGAAGAGCACGACGCCACAAUUUGAGCUCACCACACAAAAGCACAAUGGAAUUGAACUGUGUUUGGCGGAGCUGAAGGGCAGUGUAGAUUAUACGGCUGCCGAAUAUUUGAAAUCAACAACAGUUGCUCGCGUGACAGAGGAGGAACGGACGGAUAGUUCAAUUGGACUGGUGAUCAUUAAAGGCGAUGAGAUUAGGUCAAUUGAUGCGACAGUGGCGCUGAAUAUAAUCUCGCUGCGCGAUGAGCUGAAGCUGUUGCGAUGCGAGCUCAUCUGCUGGAACUGGAAUGUGGCAGCAGCGGGCGUUGUUUGCCGGCUGCAAAAGCAGGCACGCGCCAUGUUCCAGUUCACCAAAAGCUUUGCGGACCUCAUCGAAAUUGUAACGGCAAAUACAGGCAGCACUAACAGUGAUCAGAAUGCCAGCGAGGGAAACGGGGGUGCUGCUGGUGACAGCACUCGCCUUGAUCAAAUUGCAUGCGACUCAAGUCGAUAAACAAAAAAAUAUAUAUACAUAUAUACAAAAUGUGUUUUGCUUUGGUACAGUCAAAGAGCAGAGUCGCAAGGUAUUCGCUGAGCGGAUACCCUGUAAUAAAUACACACAAGCAAAACGCAAAUUGUAAAUAAAUCAAUGUAAAUCAUAAAUAGAACAAUUUUUGUAGAAACGCAUACAUAUAUAUAACAAAUAUAUAUG